Aspergillus saccharolyticus JOP 1030-1 is the source of this 1573-nucleotide messenger RNA. RefSeq names its product C2H2-type zinc finger protein. Gene Ontology annotation, cellular component: nucleus. Gene Ontology annotation, molecular function: RNA polymerase II cis-regulatory region sequence-specific DNA binding; DNA-binding transcription factor activity, RNA polymerase II-specific. The record is from RefSeq and is a predicted model, not a curated record. NCBI's taxonomy places the organism in Eukaryota, Fungi, Ascomycota, Eurotiomycetes, Eurotiales, Aspergillaceae. The transcript has 2 exons. Bases 95 to 1297 code for a protein of 400 amino acids. Gene Ontology annotation, biological process: regulation of transcription by RNA polymerase II.
CAUUAAUAUCGCAUUCACCGUUGUCUACAUCCUCCACAGUAUCUGCUCACUAUUAUCUCAGUCACAACAACAACAACACCACUACACUGUCGCCAUGACAGAAUCCCCCGGCUCCCCCCUCUCCUCCAUCGCCUCCGACGAGGACAUGUCGGACCGCGACGACCUCAAGCCACCCUUCUCGCCCUCCGGCUCCGUCACCAACUCCGCCAACAACAUGCCCCCUUCGAAACGCCGGCGCACCACCGGCGGCGGUGUCGCUUCCUGGGACCGCAACACCCCGGUCUCCACCACCUUCCCCGAGGAUAUCCCGCCGCCCUCGCCCUCCACCUCCAUCUCCUCCGACACCUCCGGCGAGAUCCCCAACUCGCCCGGCACCUACGCCCUCAUCGGCGGCAGCAUCGACGACGACUACAGCGGCCAGGCCAACGACCAGGUGACCGUGUGCCGGUGGGACGGCUGCGACGCGGGGGAUCUGGGGAACAUGGACGGGCUCGUCAAGCACAUCCACGAGGAGCACGUUGGCAGCCGCCAGAAGAAGUACUCGUGCGAAUGGGCCGACUGCAGUCGGAAGGGGCAAACGCAUGCGAGUGGCUAUGCGUUGCGCGCCCACAUGCGGAGUCAUACGCGCGAGAAGCCGUUCUACUGCGCUUUGCCUGAAUGUGACAGGAGUUUCACCCGUUCCGACGCCCUAGCGAAACAUAUGCGCACCGUGCAUGAAACCGAAGCGCUGCGGCCCUCGGAUCCCGUCCCGAAACACCACACCACGCUCGCGGCGGCGGCGGCGACCGCAGCGGCGGCUUCGUCCUCGGCCGCACCGACCCCGACGGGGACCCCGGCUGGCAAGGUGCAGCGCAUCAAGCUGAAGCUCUCGCAGCCCAAGGGGGAGGAUUUGGGGGAGCACAGCGAGAGCGCGAAUGAGGAGAUGGAGGAGGAUCUCUCCGUGCCGCCUGUCGGCUCAGAGAAGGGGUUCGAUGUGCACGAGCUGCUGCUCGAGGGCCCGCAGCUGUACCGGUUGCUGUUGCGGCAGAUGCACUGGGCGCGCAAGGAGGGUGAUCAGUUGAAGGCGGCCUGGGAGAAGAUCCAGGUGAAGCGGAAGGAGGCGUGGUUGGAGAAGGAGACCAUCUUCGAUGAUCUGGUCGAGGCGGAGUUGGGGCUGUUUCGCACGAUAGCGGGACAGGAGGGGGCGUUGUUGGGGGUGGAGGUCGAGACACAGCCGCCGCGGGAGCCGCAGGUCGAGGCGACGGAGUCGGGGGAGGCGGAGGUCAAGGCGGAUCCGCAGGAGGAGGUUGUUUCGUGAUGAUGUCGCCGUAAAUCUGUGAUGCCUUCUGCUUUGGGCUUGACCCACGCCGUGUGCAAUUGCGUGCGUGGUAUAGUGGGAGGCGCGAUUUGGGUGUUUCGUUUAUGCGGGUUCAAAAAUAUUCCUGGUUUUCGUUACUGUGUACUUUAUGGGAGGGGAGUUGGGCGUUCAUUUAUUCUUAAUUGUUGCUUGCCUUGGGGGCUACUUAAUGACUGGUGUCUGUGUGCUUCUUAGCCUGAGAGUUGAGGUCGUCGGGGAAUAAAGAUUUGCAUUCGG